CCACCCGUCAAAGACAUCUGACAUAACCAAUAAGAAGGAAGAAGGAUUACGCUGAAUGAAGUAGCACAGUGGCAAGAGAGGGUUAAGCCCUAACCCUGAAUCGCUAUCUUUCGUCCUAUGUCUAACCCUUUUUCCAUUUUCGCCAUUGUUCCCAUCCUCGUCUGUAGCUCUAUCAGCGUGUUUUUCUGAUAUUUAUUUUGCACAUCGUAUUGACUAUGUACUCUGCAGGUAAAGCACUCUAUUGUUGAUUAUUACGGUUUGAGGCUUGUGGUCUCCAUAUCAGCAGAGGUGUCUUGAUUCAUUCGUGAUUUCAGCAGGGGCAGGUUCUCUCGUCUAGUGAAGUGAUUUACUUGUGCGCACCAUCAUUGUCGAUGAGAUGAAGAAAGGCUUGCAUCCACAGAUGCAAUGGAUUUCAUAUGUCACACAAAGUGGAAGGCUGAUCCAAGUUAUGAUGACCAAGAUACAUAACACUGGUAAAGUCUACCACUUGAGGGCAAGGCGUCAGAUGGCCCAAAGCAUGGGCCAAAUUGCAAAAUUCAAGAAGCGGUACGGAUCUAAGACGGAAGAGCAGAAAGAAGAUUGAGUUGCACAAUAGUAAUCCCCAAUUCUUAACUCUAAUAGGGGACACCAUUAAUCGCUCGACUUCCCUUAAAGUGGGCAACAUUGCUGUAUGUGGUGGAGAUGAGGUUCUUUCUGGAUUUAACAGCUUGUGAUAUAUCCUUUUACGGAAAAUAUUUUCGUGAGAAAUUUAAAACAGUUAUGGUGAGGAGAAAACAGUUUAAAGCUAGAAUUUUGUAAACAAGGAGAUCUCAAACUUAAGUCAGUUUUAACUGUUUUGUUGAAGUUUUGUUUUAAGAUGGCUAUGUUUGUUAAAUGUACGAGUUUCUGAAA
Molecule: messenger RNA, 891 nt
Organism: Amborella trichopoda
Lineage: Eukaryota; Viridiplantae; Streptophyta; Magnoliopsida; Amborellales; Amborellaceae
Source: RefSeq, a predicted model, not a curated record